Molecule: messenger RNA, 1322 nt
Organism: Marasmius oreades (fairy-ring Marasmius)
Lineage: Eukaryota; Fungi; Basidiomycota; Agaricomycetes; Agaricales; Marasmiaceae
Exons: 6
Coding region: 353-1216 (287 amino acids)
Cellular component (GO): plasma membrane
Molecular function (GO): acetate transmembrane transporter activity
Source: RefSeq, a predicted model, not a curated record
AAUCCUCCCGCGGUUUUGUUCAGAGGGCACCCUGGGCCUUCGUAUCACUUUCUGUCCUUGAAUCCGUUCAUAACUGGCAUGACGUUCACGGGACGCGAAAGACAGGAAAGACAAGAAAGACGACGGUAUGGCGCUGCAGUCAUAAUCCUUGGUUGCAUUUCCCGGCCGACAAGUUCCUCACUUCGCUCACCGCCGCUCCAUACUCUGCGUCUCUGUCGAUCCCCUCGGCCCUGUCGAUUGAAUUACUUAGUUACUUGAGCUCGCAUCCAAAAAAACACCCUUCCGUAAACCUUGGAGUUUCAUAUAAAGGAACUUGAGUCUUGAAGGAAGAACAUCUCACUCUCCGGGGCCCAUGCAGUCAAUGGCUUCCUCUCACGAAGACACCAAAAUCGAUCUCGAGAAAGGAAUCACCGUCCAGCACCAUGACGAAGCCACUAACUCCUCCUCCUCCUCCAGGCGGUCUGGCGACAUACGGGAGCUCACGCGCCAGGAGUACGAACGUCUGUUCUUGGUCCCCGGAGGAAAUGCACCCACCGUUGGCCACCUCUCACACCAGUUCGGUAAUCCAACCCCUCUCGGCAUCAUCGCCUUCUGUCUGUGUUUAUUACCGACUUCUUGCAUUUUAAUGAACUGGGGGACUGCCGAUGCGACCUCCCUCAUCGCCCUGAUUGGCCCCUUCUAUUAUCUCGGUGGAGUGUGUAUGAUUAUCACUGGCAUCAUGGAAUGGAUCCUCGGUAACACCUUCCCCAUGGUUGUCUUCAUGACUUUCGCCGGUUUCUGGUUGAGUUUCGCUACCCUGAACGAUCCUCACCAUGGUGUCAUGGCCGCCUACGCUUCGAGUGGAGGGGCUAACUCUCCUGCUCUGAACGGAGCAAUUUUAUUCUAUCUUUGUGGAUGGGGCGUUGUGAUGAUCAUGUACUUCAUUGCAAGUUUGAGAACUAAUGCGGUCUUUGCGUUCAUGUUCUUCAAUGUCAUUCUUAUGCUUGUCUGUUUGGCUACUGCUUACGGCCGAAUGGCCCUUGGAGAUGGCACACUUGGUGUCACAUUCAUGAAGGCAGCUGGUGGUUUCGCAUUUGUGACAACUGCAGGAGGAUUCUACCUCGCCUUUACUAUGAUUUUCGGAUGCGUAGCGUUACCAUUCGACCUACCUGUAGGAGAUUUAUCCGAUUUGAUACCCAGCAAACCCAGACCCGGACCGUCCAAGAAAGACUCUUAACUUGGAUGAUCUUCGGAAAAGGUUGCUUCUAUUCUGCAUAUGUAUACAGUAUUGUAGAUUUUUGUAAUAGAUCCCGGUCUACGAAGCAAUGUUAUGAUGGUGGCCG